Triticum aestivum (bread wheat) is the source of this 2298-nucleotide messenger RNA. RefSeq lists its product as uncharacterized. Lineage: Eukaryota; Viridiplantae; Streptophyta; Magnoliopsida; Poales; Poaceae. The transcript has 4 exons. Bases 140 to 760 code for a protein of 206 amino acids. The record is from RefSeq and is a predicted model, not a curated record.
CUUUUACAUACAAUCUUUUUGUUUUCGAUGUCAUGUAGAAGUUAGUCACUACCAGUUUUAAUGUUUUACUGAAUGCCGACGCGGCAUCUUUUUUCCCCGAAUUGUGUUUGUGCAGGCGAAGCUGAAAGAUGUUAAAAACAUGAAUUGGUGUAAAUUCAUUGUCGACUUCCUGCAUGAUGCAUUCUCAAAUAAGAUGUACCAAAAGGGAUGUCGCUUGCAUCUAAUGGCAAGGGCACCUGUUGAGCACCUAGUUGAGAAGUUUGCUUCCGACAUGACCAGCUUGCUUGGGAAGUUGGUCGAGGGUUGGACAACACUUAACGGUUCUGACAGUGAUGCGGUUGCGAGGCACUUCACAUCAUUUAUUGGAAAACAGACACAUCGUCCAACUUUUUGUCGUGGCUGGUAUGACUACAACAGCUCUGAGGAGCUUCCUAACACACAAGAUGAGCUAGACGGGGAUGGUUUUGGUGGCAUUGAUGCUGGUCUCGACAAGGACGGCAACGAUGACAUGGAGAAUGUGCCGCACGACAGUGACCACGAUGAACAUCACGAAGAUCAUGUGGGGGGCAAGCAGGACAAGGCUGCACCGAAAGUUCCUCUACCGGAGGGAGGCAUUGAUCUGAAUGCUGCGAGAGACACGGGGGUUUCGCUCUCAAAGAGGGGCAGGGCUCCAGAGGAUGAUGUCCAAGGCAAUGUUGGGGAGAGGUGUAGGGCUGAUCCUGUAGCUGCUAGGAGGAGUGAGGCGACAGCUGGUGGAUGAUCAGUUAAGCAGAAACAAGCACCUACGGCAACCUGUGUUUCUGCCCGGUUGAACAAGGGGGCUCCCGCAGCUGUUGCCACCACCUCCACUAGGUCGUCUCCUCGCACAUCAACGUCCAACAUCGGGGAUCCUAUCGUGCUGGAAGACUUGAGGAAGACAACCAAGAAGGUCAAGAAGACUACUACACGCUUGACCAGUCGUACUACCAGAGACCCACUUGAACGCAUUCACUCCAAGUUGUCGACAUCUGAUGUUGCAGGCAUUCAUGAGCUGCCAGUCGACCAAUCUGCUGAUGCACCGUCCAUUGUUUCUGCUAGCUCUGAUGCAAGGGGCCGCGCAUAUCCGCCGGUUGCAGAUGUGCAGACAACAACGGCAGACAUCCGUACAUCUGGGAGUGAUGAGUCUGUAUCUGCCAGGACUGCUGAGAUAUUGCCUACCCUGGUGGCAAUGAGAGAUGUUGUUGUCACCCAUGCCACCCGAUCAACAAGUGUUGAAGUGGACGCUCCCGAGGUCAACCUAAACAAGGAAGAUUCCCGCUCAUCUGAUACGGAUUCCAAGCAUGUGGCUGGUAGCACUUCUGUGUCCACGAAAGAAGGGGAUGCGACCACAUUUCAGAAUGAAAUGCCAUCCAUAGUUGACUCUCAUGUCCCAACGGCUCCAGCAGCUGGUGGUCCACUGGCUGCAACUGUUACCGUUGUGCGGUCUGGCCUACCACCUAGGCUGCGUAGCCCCUGCAAGAUUCCUGCAUAGUUAUCCAAUGCACCACAGGUAGUUAAGAGCAGCAGAGAUGACUCUGGUUACGUGUCUGCUUCCACACUGUUCCCACCGUCUGCCAAAAGCAAUGUACCUGAUAAGACGGAAGUCAUUAGUACAACAGACGCAGCUGGUAAGCCGUGCUCUACUGAAGGAGGUGGACGUUCAGAGCACACUGCGUCUUUCACUGUCGUGGAGAACACCAGCUUAAAUCUGCGCACUUCUAAGCUCCCUGUCAACGUUGGUGUCCCCUACAUCCCAAACAGGAAGAUAUGCAAGAAACUUGUGGUUGAGAUUGCUGACAGCACGCCCCGACCUACUAACAAGCCUGAUGAUCUUGCAUCAGAUGAGGGAGACAUGUUUGUUGAUCUGUCACCUCUAGACUCUACCAAUCAAUUUGUCCGCAAUCCGGCUCGUAGAUAGCAGAGGCACCCCAUGGCUUUCACCCCACCGAGCUUUAGUCUAGGAAUCGACAGUACUCCAGAUGUACAAGUGCACAAUCCUAUGCCUGUUGCUUUUUCUUUCCCGGCAGGCAUGGUCCCAAUGAUGGCGCAACCACUGACUGAUGGCAGGAAGGCUGUCAAGUUUGCAGAUCCCAUAGUGCAAGGUAAAAAAAAUUGGGUUCUCAACUGUGGUGGCAAAUCUCAUGGGAUGCACAUGCAGUUGUCAUUUCUUGGUUCUGUAGAGGUUGAUGCAUGGCUACUAUAGUUGAUGACACAUGGCAAUUUGCAGUUGUUGCCAUGUGGCAACUAUAGUGCAUUGUGCUUGGCAAUUGCAGUUGUUGC